CCAGGCCCCAGGCCUGCGAAACGAGAUGCACGCCGCAGGCCUCCCUACUUAACCUUCCCCCCUCACCUCCCGCCGAAGCCGCCGGAGCCACGCAUUCCCCGCUCCCCUCCUCCCUCGUCCUCCUUCCCAGCUUCGCCUGCCAGCCGAGACGCGCCCCACGCCACCAACCACCGUCCACCGCCUCGGCUACCUAUUUACUGCCCCCGACCGCACGCCUUCGCUUCGCCCCGCGCCAGCCCCGCCCCGCCCCGUCUGCGCCCGGCCCCCACGCGGCGGCGCAUCGGCUAUCGACCCGGGCUCCCGCGCGCGGCCGAGCGGUAACGGCACGCGCGUCAUGGCGCGCCGCGGUAGCGGCGGCCUCGUCCGCCUGCUCGUGACGCUGGCCAUGCUCCUCGCCGCUGUCGCCGAGGAAGCCACGGCGGCGCCCGCGGAGAUCGGAGUGGAGCAUGCGCCAGCCGCGCCGGCGCAGAGCGCGUCCGAGGAGGCGCCGGCACUGGCUUCGGAGACGGAGGCGGAGCAGCACAAUCAGCCGCCGCCGCAGCACCUCCUGCCGCGCCCCCUCAUCAUCGAGCUCCCGUCCGAGGCUGCGGCGGCGGCGCGGGCGGCUGCCGCAGGCGAGGGGCAGGACGAGGCGCCGACAGACGCCGUCGCGGCGACGCUGGAGCUGGAGGUCCAGGUCGACCUGGUGCCGGCUGCGCCGGCGCAGGUCGCGUUCGAGAACGCGGCGGCGGAGCAGUACCAGCACCUGCCACGCCCGCUCGUCUUCGAGCCGGCGGUGGACGACGUGCCGGCGGACGUGCGCUGUGCGAGCUGGCGGCUCGCGGCGGAGGCCAACAACCUCGCGCCGUGGAAGGCGGUGCCGGCGGGGUGCGCGGCGCACGUCCGGGACUACAUCGCGGGCGCCGCCUACCGCUCCGACCUCGACCUCAUCGCGCGGGAGUCCACCACCUACGCGCGCGCCGCGCCGCUCCGGGGCGACGGCCGCGACGCAUGGGUGUUCGACAUCGACGAGACGCUGCUCUCCAACCUCCCCUACUACGCCGAGCACGGGUACGGGCUUGAAUUGUUCGACCACCAGAAGUUCGACAGGUGGGUGGAGAGGGGUGAGGCGCUGGCCAUCCCCUCCAGCUUGAAGCUGUACAAUGAGGUUCGCGAGCUGGGGUUCAAGACCUUCCUGCUCACGGGCAGAAGCGAGGGGCACCUAGACAUCACCGCGGAGAACCUCAAGAAGCAGGGGUUCCAUGAUUGGGACAAGCUCAUACUCAGGGAAGCAUGUGACCGCAAGAAAACUGCAACAGUCUACAAAUCAGAAAAGAGGAAGGCAAUGGAAGAAGAGGGGUAUAGGAUCCUAGGCAACUCUGGCGAUCAAUGGAGCGAUUUGCUGGGCUGGUCCAUGAGCGCUCGCUCCUUCAAGCUCCCCAAUCCAAUGUACUAUAUCCCAUGACAGAAACAGAAAAUAGGGCGGGUGAUGCAGUGUUUAUUUGAUGCAUUGUGCACCCAGGCCCAAUUGAACAUAAUGCUGACUGAUGGAAACUGAGAAUAAUCUGGCAAUGGAAUUUAAACUGUACAAAAGCUUCACUAACGCCAUGUAGUGUACAUUACCUGUAAAUCUGAAUGUAAUGGUUGAAAUGCGAAGAGUUAAUCUAUGAGUAAUUGAGGGUUCAGGGAUAUGCCUUAUACAGAAAACUACAGUUUCUGCGAAAUUACGCAGCUGCUAGAAAUGGAGUUUAAUGUUCCCGAUGCAAC
Messenger RNA from Setaria italica (foxtail millet), 1746 nucleotides. Its product is annotated as acid phosphatase 1. The record is from RefSeq and is a predicted model, not a curated record. The transcript has 3 exons. Gene Ontology annotation, molecular function: acid phosphatase activity. NCBI's taxonomy places the organism in Eukaryota, Viridiplantae, Streptophyta, Magnoliopsida, Poales, Poaceae. The coding region runs from base 335 to 1444 and encodes 369 amino acids.